AUGGAAUAUGAGGCGAAUGGAGUAGGAGAUAUCCUGUUUGAGGAUUACAGAUUGCGUCUUGAUGGAGAUCCCAGAGCCGAAAAAACCAGCACGACACCAACCAACUCGAUCCCUGCCGGAGCAUCUCACAAACUACGUGUUUGGCUACGUAGCUUGGUCCCUCUCCCCGCUUCCGAUCCCUCGACAUCUUACGUUCUACCUUUCAACGAUUCUUUCAUCUAUCAAAGGAUAUGGAAGUGCGACAACUUUAAAAUGGGCGCACGGCUCGACUUUGAAUCUCUAGGCCCAAAAAUGAUCAUGGGAUUCUCAUCCGGAGUGCCUGAAACUAUUAUCACUCAAAAUCCAUCCACAGUCGACGAUCUUACCAGUCCAAAAUCAAUGUACAAAGAAAAACGAGACGGUUAUGAUUUCUGA
Psilocybe cubensis is the source of this 414-nucleotide messenger RNA. RefSeq lists its product as uncharacterized. The record is from RefSeq and is a predicted model, not a curated record. Lineage: Eukaryota; Fungi; Basidiomycota; Agaricomycetes; Agaricales; Agrocybaceae. The transcript has 2 exons. Bases 1 to 414 code for a protein of 137 amino acids.